Messenger RNA from Effrenium voratum, 684 nucleotides. The record is from the annotation of a GenBank genome assembly. NCBI's taxonomy places the organism in Eukaryota, Dinophyceae, Suessiales, Symbiodiniaceae.
AUGGCCUACGUGCACCAGGCCAGCGGCCAGGCGAGGUCCAAGUUGGCUUUUGCAAGAUUUUGCCGUUGGAGCUUCGAUGUCAUGUCGCAGGCGGAGUUCGCCGCUUGGUGGGAGGAGCAACGGGAACUGCGGGAGAAUUGCGUUCCUUUCGCCGAUGCGUUGAGGCGCGAGGUGGCCAGGCGCCUGCAGCUGCGCAACUUUCGGAAGCUUGCGCUGCUUUGCGGCGAGCAGUUGCUGGGGCCGGACAGCCCCUGGAACAGCGUGGAGUCGCUGCUUGCUGUGGUGAAGCCAUAUGUCGAUGUCGGGGAUGGGGUGGCAGACUUCUUGAAAGCCGCCUCUGCCGGUGACGCUGCCACAGUCAUGCGCUUCUUGGACAAGCCCCUAGAUCCCAGCACCUGCGAUGGGCGAAAGCGAUCGGCACUGCACGAGUCAGCGCAGGGCGGGCACGUGGACAUCGCGCGUAGCUUGCUGGAGGCCAACGUGGACAUGGACGCCUUCGAUACGUUCGGGCGCUCGCCCUUGCAUUGGGCAGCCAGCAAGGGCCACUUGCAUGUUGUGACCAGCUUGCUGGAAGCUGGCGCCAACAAGGACACCAAGGACCCAAAUCGGAAGACUCCUAUGAAUCUAGCUUCUGCAGCUGGCCAUUAUGACGUUGUGCAUGUUUUGCGGCCUACGCCGCACUGA